AGUCCAAGGUCGCUCCACCCUCGUGGUGAUGGAGAUUAGUGAUUCCGUUUCUUACCUAUAAUUCUCGUAUUAUGGAGCCUCGUAAUCAUAAUGCGUGUAAUCGCCUUCGACGUUAACCUGUUUUGUAAUGCUUGGACCUGUUGGUGUUACUAACCCAACAGAAACAUAUCAGAGGCAACUUCUAAAUUGUUCUCGCAUCCCUGCAUCAUUUUCGGCGUAUCCUAAUAUAUUAAAUCAGUUUGAGAAAGCAUUGGUAAGGUUUGAAGAACUACCGAAUGCACAGCCCUUAAAGUGCUCUACCCUGAUACCACCACUCGGAACUCCGCUUAUCUUUAGAGGCCCUGUUCUUGCAGUCGCAAACUCUGUCAUUUCUCCGGGUUGCCGUGGAACACUGCAAACCUUGAACAAUGGGUUUGGUUAUCAGUCGCAUCUCUGGCAACGACUACGUGCUCCUGAAAAGUCAUUAGGGUUUGGGGCAUUUGGCGUUGUUUGGCUGGUUGUUGAUCCACGCACAGGUGAACAGGCUGCUCUUAAAAGAAUCCCAAGUGUAUUCGAGAGCACCAUGUCUGCCAAGCGAGCUUACAGGGAACUGAAGGUAUUGUUUUCUAUGAGACAUGAGAAUAUCGUUCGCCUGAUAGAUGUCGUGAAAGUCACCAGUUUCUCCGCCUUCAAUGAAAUUUCUAUCCUUUGCGAGUACAUGGACACUGAUCUACACAAAAUAAUUGCAUCUAGCCAGUACUUGUCAUUAGAACAUACCAAAUUAUUUGUCUACCAGAUACUAAGAGGUCUGAAAUAUCUACAUUCUGCGGGUGUUAUUCACCGAGAUCUAAAGCCUGGGAACCUCUUGGUCAAUGCUGACUGCUUAUUAAAGAUUUGUGAUUUCGGUCUGGCUCGUUCUGUACCAUCUGUUGAUACUGAAGUCUCCUGCAAUCCUUUGACUCUUGAAGUUGUCACUCAGUUCUAUAGACCACCGGAGUUGCUGUUAGGAUCGAGUUUUUAUACAUCUGCUGUUGACCUGUGGAGUGUUGGUUGUAUAUUGGGUGAACUCCUGUGUCGUCGAAUUCUUUUUCAGUCCUCUAGCUCCUUUCGUCAACUGGACAUGAUAUUUGACCUUUUGGGCUCGCCAACCACAAUGGAAUUGGUUGACUUAAUCGGUUUCCCAUCCUCCAGCAUAGAUUUCAUUUUCCAGCGUCCAAUACGGCCAUUAAAUCAUGCUGCUCUUUCACGUUUACUUGUUCCAGCUAAUACUCAGUAUUUUCAGUCAUCUACUAGAUGUCUUCCGGAUCCCGAUUUGGUUGCUUUGUUUACACGACUGCUAAGUUUUGGUGCGUCCAAGCGGUUAACAGCUGAACAAGCGCUUAAUUCACCGUUUCUGGCUGGUGGUAGGACUCGAUUUCAUACAUUUUUAUGCCAUUGUUGUCCACCUCGUAAUCGAAGUUCAUUUAUCAGUGAAGCACCUCCUCAAUGGCAUAAUUUUAUACAACAUCAUAACCAUCAUCUUAUUACUCUUGGUUCAGCUGGUAAUAUGUCAUCAUCUGGUGGUACUCCGCCAUCACCGCUUAAUUCGUCGAUUAUAUCAAGUAGAAAUCUGACAUUUCACAUCCCAUUACUAUUAUCACCUCAACUAACAUUACCCACCACUACACUUGUUCCCCACAAGCAUAUUGAUCUAGAGCCAACUUAUCAAAGUAUACAUGAGUUCACUUAUUUGAAUACUGAAAUAGAAAUGAGCAGUUUGAUUGAAGCUAAACAAAUACUAUGGAAUCUUAUUCAAGAGUAUUUUCAAAGAGAUCCUCAUCGUACUCGGGUGAUAAUCAACAAUUCUUCACCUAAUUUUGAAUCAUUCAUUAAGUAAGUAUUACUUUUUUUUCAAUUCAUUUGUGUUUUUCUCAUAUUUUCAAUUACAGUUUGUAAGGGACCCAGUAAAUUUAAGGCAAUUCUAGUCUCUAAACCUGAAAGCACUGGACAGCUGGUUUUUCCUAUUAUGGGGAUCCUCAGUAGUGCGCACCCAUGACCUUCGGGUUCUGCUGCCAACAGGUUACUGUUGGACAAGUGUUGUAUAUGCCGAACCACCGCCUACCUAGAUGCUGGGGGAAUUUGGAUUACGUUGGAGGGCUCAGGGUGGCUAGAUCUUGAUGUGACUUCAAUGAAUGAGGUUUCUUACUGUUGAUCUGAGGUGUGUAGGAAGUUAUAAAUUACUUGAUUAAGGUCCUCAAGACGAUAAAACGUAGUGGUUGGAGAGCCUAUAUAGAAAGCUUAUAAAGUUAGCUGUUUUCACCACUGAGUAAAUUCAUUCCACUAAUUUGUAUAAAUGUAUUAAAAUUUUAUCACUUUCAGUGAAUGCAAACCAUUCAAGUAAUUGAGUUGUUUCUUCCCUGAAUUACAAAAAGACAUCUAAUUGAAAAAAAAUAUUGUUAACUUACAUAUCUUCCCUGAAUAUAAUUGGCUUAUAAUGUUGUUUCCUUUCAAAGUGAAAUAGUACGUUUGCCUUGAGCGAAGGAGUUGUAAUCUUGUGUUUAUGUCUUUUUCUGCAUAUUAUUGUUUUAUAGCUAAUCAUCAAUCCCUUUUCCCUUUACUGACCUAUUCACAGUUCUUCAGUGGCGUUCACCUAAUGUUCAAAAUCAUAAUUUUCUGGGAUUGAAAAAAAACCUAUUUGAUGUGUAAAAACUCGUUGUAGGUGUUACUAUUCUUCAACUUUUUAUUUAUACACUAAUAACCGUUCACUAUCUGUCACUAGAUUGUUUCAUAUACACCAUUCCCUUUUUCAGCAUUUAAAAAAAUAUUUAUCAUUUUGGGGAUUUUAAAGUUGUUAAUUGACUUACACUUCUGCCUAUUUUUACACUGAACAUUUCGCUAUAUUAUUCUUUGUGUUCCAAUGAAAUCAGGAUGUAUAUGCAUAUAGGCGUUUUGCUGUUUCGUUUAUAUCUUUUAGUGCCUUUUAGACUUUUGUUCUCACUGCCAUUUUAUUUAUACAUACAUACCUGUGUGCCUAGAUGUAAUUAUGCCUAAUAGAUCGAUGUUUCUUGUGUGUGUGUACUCAGUUAAUUAGAUAGUGAUUUGUACUGGAUGAUGAUUGAAGGUGAGGUGAAAAUCUGGACCUCGACCGGAUUCGAACCAGCGACCACCGGGUUACCGGCCCAGUGCUCUACCAACUGAGCUAUGAGGUCUGACUGUUGACCAGAGUUUUAUUUCACUUCAAUUCUUUCUCAUUCAUUAUGUGUACAGAUUAUUGAUGAUUAAAUUUUUAUGUUUUUUACUUACGUUCAUGAUUGUUACUUUAAGUAUUACAGUAUUUCUAUUUAUGUUGUUGCGCUUGUGAAAGGCUGUGCUUUCUGCUAAUGUUUUUUUUAAUUAGGAGGAAUUAUUAAAUAUCAUUUGAAUUUUUGUUAUCAGUUGUUUUAUAUUCGUAAAACCUUCCAAUUUUUUUAAAAAAAAGUUCUUAUUAUUUGUACACAGACUGUGAUAAGUUAAAAUAAUGCUCAUGCCUGUUAUAUAAUUAGUGUUUUGUGUAAAUAUUUUAUUAAUUGUUUCAUAUGUACACGUGUUGUUUUGUACAUCUUUGUGCUCACUCAUCUACUCUUGUCACACCACUAGGCUUUUUCUAGUCAUUGCUCAUCUAUCCAUCUGUUUGUUUUAGUUAAUCUGUUGGACUUCCGUGUCAUAACUAUCUCUCUCUAAUUUUCCAUUUGUACUAUAAGCACAACUAUUUUUUUUUCCGUAAUCGAUUGAUAUAUUGCUCCAUUUUCUCUCACUUUACAAUCACAUUGUAUACUUAUUCAAUAACUGUUGCAUUGUAUACUUAGUAUAGCUGUUCACCAAUGCUGUAUUCCAAUAAAAAUGAAUUAGAAAGUGGU
This is a messenger RNA of Heterobilharzia americana, 3854 nucleotides long. Lineage: Eukaryota; Metazoa; Platyhelminthes; Trematoda; Strigeidida; Schistosomatidae. The record is from the annotation of a GenBank genome assembly.